Messenger RNA from Paramecium pentaurelia, 1446 nucleotides. The record is from the annotation of a GenBank genome assembly. Lineage: Eukaryota; Ciliophora; Oligohymenophorea; Peniculida; Parameciidae.
AUGUUAUAUGAUAGUAAAAGUACCAAGAUUAUCUCACCUCCAAAGAUAUUCAAUGAUUUAGAUAAAAAGUAUCAAUCUCUCUAUUUAUUCUUCUUUUAAGGAGGAAUGAUGCCAUGGAUAUUGUUUAACAUCAACAUGGCGAAGUGUAAAAUUAUAUUGAACAAGUUAAUGAUAAAACAUUGAUAGCAAUUUAAAUGGAAGUAUAUAAAUUAUCAAAUAAUUUUAGGAAUAAAGAUUAAAUUAAAGAUAUUUUCAUUUACUUAAUUAACUUGAAAAAACUAAGUUGCAAAUCAUUAAAUUAGAAGAAAAAUUAAGAUAAUAAAAUGAGUAUUAAUUAUUAUAUUAUAUUGUUUAGUCUUGAAAAUCAUCCUUAAAUAAAAUAAAUAAUAAGUGAAUUAUCAAAAGUAGAUUAAUAUCGUUUAGCAUUAAUAAAAAAAGUACUCCAUUUAUUAUUUAUUAGACUUAAUAAUUAACAUAAGAAUUACAAUUAAACUAAUUUACAAUCAAAGAACUUAAAGAAUAAGUUUAAAAUAAGCGUCUUUAAAUAAGAGAUUGUGUUAGAGAUUGUUGGCAAAUAUAAUAAUAAAUUAUUAAUUCUAAAUCUAAUUAUACAUAAUCUACAUCUAGAACAGUAAUUUAUUGAAAACAUAAUAUUAGUAAAGAAUUCAAUUACAAAGUCUUGAUAUCAGUAGUAAUAGAAGCAAUAUCAAUCUAUUUAUAACUAAUUAAGAUACAAAUACUAAUAGAUUGAGUUUAUCAUAAUUACCUCCCAUUAAAUUGAAAAUGAACUCUAAAAGCAAAUUAUUAGAGGUUCUUCAAAAAGCAACUUUUAGGGGAUAAUAAUAAGUAACACUAAUUUAACAUUUAAUUUAUUUAGCCUGUUAAUGAUAUUAUUGAAAUAUAUAAAUAAAUUAAUAUUUUGAGGAGAAGAAUUACUGAAUAGAGGCAUGAAAUAAAGAAAAAGUAGAAUUAAUACAGUUCCAUAAGAAAUUUACUUGUUUAUUGUGCAAAUCUAUCUUUAAAAUAAUUUAAAAAUAAAUAGAAAAUUACAAAUUAUAAUGGAUAUGCAAAUUCAAUUUAUUUUGAUUUUAGUACAUCAAUGAAUUAAUCUAUUACUGAACAUUCAAAUAAUCCUAAUAAAGAAAGAAAAAUUUAAAAUAUAUUAUAUGAUACUCUUUAACAAAUAAUGAUUAAUAUGAUUGAUGCAUAAUAAAAAAAUGAGUAAAACUUAACUGAAGAAACAAUGUAAUAAAAAUAUUUGAUAAUAAUAGUAUAAAAAAUGCAAUUUCUUUAGAAUAAUUUAUGUAAUUCUCUUCAGAAUAGAUUUUGGGAUUAUUGGCACUAUAACCAAGAUUGAUGCAAGAAUUAUUAGAGAAAUUCGAAUUAAAAUAUAGAUAAUUAGGUAUUUUAUCUUAAAAGAUGAAAAAUUUAACAUAAAAUUUUUGA